CGGAAGAAAGGGAGGAGACCCAUGGCGACCGUUCGCGCUCUGCCCCUCGCCCUCCUGCUCGCGCUCUGCUUCGGCGCAUGCGCCUGCGAGGCCGCCGCGAGGAUGCCCAAGAGCAGGUACAUUUCGUACGCCCGCGUCAUCACUCAUCAGUGGCGCCGUGGCGGGAACGGCGCCGGCCACGGCCGGACCCCUCCGGGUUGUUCGUCCUUCACGGGGAAGUGUCCCAACAGUUGCCGGGCUCCAACGGAGGCCGGCGCCACGACGGCGGCCGCGGGAUCGAAGGGUGUUUACAUGAUGAACCAUGCUGCUUUGCCGAGCGAUGACAAGCAUCGUCCGGCUCCGACGAAGGCUGGAGCCAAGACGGGAGCCGCCGGGUCCAAGGGUCGUUACAUAAGCCCUGCUGCGAUGUCCGCGGAAAAGCCGUGCGACCGUCUUGGGUGUCCCUCUCGCCCGUAAUAACUGGGGAGGCUAGCUCUCAAGCGUAAGAAUAAACAUAGGGGGUGUUUGGAUACCAUA
Molecule: messenger RNA, 516 nt
Organism: Setaria italica (foxtail millet)
Lineage: Eukaryota; Viridiplantae; Streptophyta; Magnoliopsida; Poales; Poaceae
Exons: 2
Coding region: 22-456 (144 amino acids)
Source: RefSeq, a predicted model, not a curated record